UCCCACGAGACAUAUCAUUUAUCUAUGCGUCUCAUUUGAGGAGGCUGUCCCCCCCUUUGGAAAUCAGUCGCGUAACAAAACGCUCCUGACCUUAUUGUUUCAACCCCCCGCGCUACGCAUCAUCUCAAGGGGGCAUCAUCAUGGACUCCACAUUCGCUGUUCCCGCGCUACCACGUCGAGAAGGACACGGAUCAAGACCAUUGAGCAUGUCCAAAACACAAAACCUAUCGGGUUCGCCGCUCACCUCGGAUCAUCACCAUCCAGAAGCCAAGCAGGUCAACAACAGUGGUGCAAAUCGACUCAAACGUCUUUCCCUCGUCGCUCGGCCUCCCAUCAGAGAAGCUCCAGCCAGUCCUCAACGGGCUCCAGGUCACACCAACACCACUCCUUCCACGCCUGGUCCGCAACCUGCUGGCGGACCAUCUCAUCGUCGAGCGAUGGGCAUGCGAAGCAGUAUCUCCUAUUCGCCUGCAUUGGCUCGGCGAGAGGCAUCUUCACACGAGGAGACCAGGAGCGAGUUUGAAACGUGGGCAGAGGAACGGGGAUACUUUGGGGAGAUGAUCGCGGGCCCGAGUCGAUCGAGUGGCAAACGAAGCUCUGUGCAGAGUCUGGAGGGUUCAUGCCCGGAAGCGAAGAACAAAGACGACGACAGGCGAGGAGAGACGUUUGUGGAGAGACACGCCGAUCUCCUCACCCUCAUCGCACAGAAAGAACGACGGGUCAACGACCUCCGCCAAGAACUGGCCUCCCAAGAAGCCUCUCUCAACCAAUUAAAGACCCGAUGGACAGCCAUCAUCUCCAAGUCUGCCCCACCAGCACCGUCUCGACCGGUCCGGGCUGGCCACCAUCCAUUAUCGGGCACAUCCACCAUUCGACCUUCCCCCAUCGAACCGCCUCAGACGCUUGCAGCUGACCCUGGUCCUGCUGCAGAGCACGCCACAGGUACAAACUCCACCGCUCUGACUCCAUCAGAUGGUCAAUCUCUCGCUUCGUUCAUCACCAGUCUCGGAACCACGCCGGAAGGUCUGCUGGGACAAGACACGAUCGAGGGAGGGAAACGAUUCUGGACUCAACUCGUCAAAACUGUCAGCGCAGCUGCGGGAGGCACGGUGCCGGAUGCCCAGUCUCCACAACCUUCUAAAGUCGACAUGUGAGUGUGCCCAUCAUCGUAGCCUCUCGCUCAUUCGUCAAGUGGCCCUCUCAAAUCCAUGCUCGCUUGGCCAUCUGAGCCUUCGAGACCUGCCUUGCCUGCAAAUGCCUCCCGAUUGAACAAGAAACGACCCCCUGCAGACCUGACACCUAGUUCAUCUCUUGCUUCCGUGACGACGUCCUCUGCUUCGGUGACUGACAUAGACCUACUGGGUGACCUCGACGACGAUGCGCAACCACUGUCUGAAUCUAGUCUUGCCAGCUUGUCCUCGAUCAAACAACGGGACGAGACGGACGAGGCGUGGGGAUGGUAGAAUGGGAUAAUGCAGCUACCGUUAAUUUCGGCGUUAAGCGUUUUGCCACUCGCAACGCGCCACAUUGAAUCUCUUCAUUUUUAACGCCGGAUCUCAUCCUCAUAUCUCCGAUAGCCUUCCGAGGUCCUGCAUGCAUAGCUCGCCAGU
This is a messenger RNA of Kockovaella imperatae, 1610 nucleotides long. RefSeq lists its product as hypothetical. The transcript is spliced from 2 exons. NCBI's taxonomy places the organism in Eukaryota, Fungi, Basidiomycota, Tremellomycetes, Tremellales, Cuniculitremaceae. Bases 141 to 1154 code for a protein of 337 amino acids. The record is from RefSeq and is a predicted model, not a curated record.